AACAUUCCCACUCAAGACUUUGUUGGCACCCUCUCUUCUUUGCCUGGGGCCACAUUUGAGGCUUUGACUACGGCUGCCAUUGGUGCUAACCUCCUGGAGACCAUCCAGGGUGCCACUGAUGUGACUCUGCUGGCCCCACUGGACUCAGAGAAUUUCUCUGUGGACAUUGUCAACUCUUUGCUGGAAGACCCAGAAGCUGUGGCUGGGAUUCUCUUGGACCAUGUUGUUGAUGGCUCCAUCUUCUCCAUUGGCAUUGGGGAGAGCAAGACUUUCACUACCCUCAAUGGAAACAACUUGGUUGUGUCCUUCACAGCAGACAAGGGCUACGUCAUCAGUGACGAGGCUGGCAACGAGUUGGCCGAUCUUGUGGCCGGCGAUGUCCCAACAACGCAAGGAGUGUUGCAUGUGUUGGACAGGCCCAUCCUGGUCUAAAGCAAGCCGUAGUAGUUGGGUUCAAUAUAUAAGGACGACAAUAAGAGGGGACUCUUCUUUCUUUAUUGGAAAGAAAGCCGUUGGGCAUCAUCAUCUUUGACGACGAGAUGUCGCCACUAAGCUAUUCCGCAUACGCGCUGUGUUUGUCCGUCAUGAGUUUUCUUCCAGCAGAUUUCUUUUUCUUCUUCUUCUGUUGGCGGAAUAAGUUAUUGUUGGAAAUGCAGUCCCGUUUGCUGUUGUCGAUUACA
Molecule: messenger RNA, 680 nt
Organism: Notodromas monacha
Lineage: Eukaryota; Metazoa; Arthropoda; Ostracoda; Podocopida; Cyprididae
Source: the annotation of a GenBank genome assembly